UCGAACACAAAGCAAAUAAGCAAUCCACAACCCCACUAAUUCGCACAAGUCUGAAACUCAUUGACUUCACCAUCAAAAUUCAACCCAAAAACCCAGAAAUUAAUGGCAACAGUGAAGAGAAUCAAGCUUGGCUCACAAGGCCUAGAAGUGUCAGCUCAAGGGUUGGGAUGCAUGGGCAUGUCGUUCGUCUUUGGCCCUCCAAAACCUGAACCUGAAAUGAUCGCUCUGGUCCACCAUGCCAUCAACAGUGGCAUCACUUUUCUUGAUACUUCUGAUGUGUAUGGACCUCACACCAAUGAAAUCCUUCUUGGCAAGGCUUUGAAGGGAGGGGUGAGAGAAAGAGUUGAAUUGGCCACUAAAUUUGGUGCCCGCUUUGUGGAUGGCAUUGGCAAGAUGGAAAUAUGUGGCGAUCCGGCUUAUGUGAGGGCUGCCUGUGAGGGGAGCUUGAAGAGGCUAGAUGUUGAUUGUAUUGAUCUUUAUUACAUACAUCGGAUUGACACUCGAGUCCCCAUUGAAGUCACGAUGGGUGAACUCAAAAAACUAGUUGAAGAGGGCAAAAUAAAGUAUAUAGGUUUAUCUGAAGCGUGUGUUUCAACAAUUAGAAGAGCUCAUGCUGUUCAUCCGAUAACAGCCGUGCAACUAGAAUGGUCCUUAUGGUCACGAGAUGUAGAGGAAGACAUAGUUCCUACUUGCAGGGAACUUGGCAUUGGGAUUGUUGCAUACAGUCCUCUAGGACGAGGAUUCUUCUCUUCAGGGCCUAAGUUGCUUCAAAACAUUUCAAAGGAUGAUUAUAGACAGAACUUACCCAGGUUGCAACCUGAAAAUCUGGAGCAUAACAAAAAGUUGUUUGAGCGUGUUAAUGAAAUAGCUGAAAGGAAAGGAUGCACCACAGCACAGCUUGCGCUAGCCUGGGUUCAUCACCAAGGAGAUGAUGUUUGUCCAAUUCCUGGAACCACCAAGGUUGAGAACUUCAAUCAAAAUAUUAAAGCGUUGUCUGUGAAACUAACUCCUGAAGAUAUGGCUGAACUUGAAUCCAUUGCUUCGGCGGAUUCCGUAAAGGGCGAUAGAGAUAUGUAUAGCCAUGCUACUUACAAAAACUCUGAAACUCCGCCGUUGUCUUCAUGGGAAGCUUCUUAAAGUCAUGCAUCUUGUAGAUGUAGUGAAUGAAAAUUAGCAAUCAAUACUCUGUUUACUGCA
Molecule: messenger RNA, 1197 nt
Organism: Pistacia vera
Lineage: Eukaryota; Viridiplantae; Streptophyta; Magnoliopsida; Sapindales; Anacardiaceae
Product: probable aldo-keto reductase 5
Exons: 5
Coding region: 103-1137 (344 amino acids)
Cellular component (GO): cytoplasm
Source: RefSeq, a predicted model, not a curated record